AUGGACGAAAUUGUCAAACCAAAAGCUCGCCUUAAUCUAAACGCCUCCACCAUUGUUCCGCUCCCCAACAACCCAACUGAUGCCUUGUCCAAUCCGGUUUGGCACAAAGCCAUGACCGACGAAUACCAUGCUCUUAUCAAGAAUCAGACGUGGGAAUUAACACCGAGGUUGCCCGACAUGCAUAUUAUCCGAAGCAUGUGGUUAUUUAAACACAAGUUCAUAUCUGACGGGCCAUUAGAACGGUAUAAGGCGCGCAAUUUACAAGAGACAGUUUAUAUGUACCAACCUAUGGGGUUCAGGGACAAGAAUUUUCCUAAUCAUGGUUCACAGGUUGCUUAUCUUCUAUUAUAUGUGGAUGACAUCUUGCUGGUCACGUCUUCUGACACACUUCGCGCUACUCUAAUGUCUCAUCUAGCUAAGGAAUUUGCCAUGAAAGAUCUCGACCCUCUCAGCUUCUUCCUUGGUAUCUUCGUCAAGCGUCACAAGAACUCCAUGUUUCUCUCUCAACAAGCAUAUGGUCAGGAAAGUAUUCAGCGAGCCGGCAUGACAUCUUGCAACCCAGUUCAUACCCCGGUUGACACGCAUGCCAAACUUAGCGCCAAUGUCGGAACAGAUUUUCAUGACCCGACAUUAUACCGCAGCCUGGCGGGUGCUCUUCAGUACCUCACUUUCACUCGACCAGAUAUUAGCUACGCUGUGCAGCAAAUCUGUAUCCACAUGCAUGCCCCGAAAACGGACCACUGGAAUGCACUUAAACGCAUUAUUCGCUACAUCCAAGGUACUACAUCUUUUGGUCUUGCGCUCGGCCCAUCCACAUCGCCUCAACUGAUUGCAUAUACGGAUACUGAUUGGGCUGGAUGCCCUAACACUCAUCGGUCCACUAGUGGCUAUUGUGUUUAUUAUGGUGAUAAUCCUAUCUCUUGGUCUUCCAAACGACAAGCCACUAUCUCUCGUUCAAGUGCCGAAGCUGAAUACCGAGGUGUUGCUAGUGUCGUUGCAGAGGUUUGCUGGCUUCGCAACCUUCUUCUGGAGUUACAGCGACCCUUGUCACGCGCCACAUUUGUUUAA
Molecule: messenger RNA, 1068 nt
Organism: Helianthus annuus (common sunflower)
Lineage: Eukaryota; Viridiplantae; Streptophyta; Magnoliopsida; Asterales; Asteraceae
Exons: 3
Coding region: 1-1068 (355 amino acids)
Source: RefSeq, a predicted model, not a curated record